This is a messenger RNA of Lathyrus sativus (Indian pea), 729 nucleotides long. Lineage: Eukaryota; Viridiplantae; Streptophyta; Magnoliopsida; Fabales; Fabaceae. The record is from the annotation of a GenBank genome assembly.
AUGAGGAUUCGAAAAAACGCCAAGCUUUCCCCUCUUCUAUACACUUGUUCUUCCUCAUUGCUCAAAAAUGGCUCAUUUCCAGUUGAAACUUUUCAAACGCAUGUCUGCCAGCUUAACCAGUCUCCAUGGGAUGUGAUCCCCUUUCACUCCAACAACUCAAUCCAGUUCGAAGAUGAAGAUACCUUCAAGACUCGGGAUUUUCAUCGAGCUUUUGAUGAAAGUGUUGCGUCGAAGAUGGAAACUGAAGAUGCUGAUAUUAAUAAACCUCCGAUAGAAAAUUUUAAUACGACUGCGCUUGAGGAUGAUAAUAUUAAGAAGGUGGUUAAUAGCAAUGGUGCUGACAAAGGUUUGAAGAGCGACAGCAUUGCUGCGGGGCCGCCGCGACGCGGAAGAGGCCGACCAAAGAAAGCGGUAGGUUCGAGUUCGAAUAAUAAUAACAAUGAGUUCUAUUAUUAUUCUGGAUUUGGUCCAUUGUGGGGAAAGAGAAGAGGUGAUAGUGAUAAUAAAAAUGGUGAUAAUGGUAUAACAUUAGGUUCUAGUGAGGAUAAGGUUAAGGUUAAUGAUGGUGUUGGUGUUGGUGUUAAUGCUGUUCCUUGUUAUUCGGCAAUGGAAAUUGAGGGAUUGGAUUAUGUUGAUGAUUAUGAUUAUGAUGAUUAUGGUGAUGAUGAUAAUGGGAAGAGAAGAAUGAGGAAACCAGUGAAAGAAAGGUCACUAAAAUCGUUAAUGUGA